UGGAAAGAAAGUGAAAAUGACCUACUACGACAGUGUAAGAGGGUAUAUAAUCAAACGCCAAUUAGGGUUUUGACACUCUUUAGCACAGUCGCAGCCGGACCAAACCGAAGAAGAACCUUCUCAGAGUAAAGCAAUCUCCGUUAACUUACGUCAGCAUGGGGAGGCUCCACUCUAAAGGUAAGGGAAUCUCAGCAUCUGCUUUGCCGUACAAGCGCUCACCCCCGAGCUGGCUCAAGACAACCUCCCAGGAUGUUGAUGAGUCCAUCUGCAAGUUUGCAAAGAAGGGUUUGACACCAUCUCAGAUUGGUGUCAUUCUUCGUGACUCUCACGGUAUCCCUCAGGUGAAGAGUGUUACCGGAAACAAGAUUUUGAGAAUCUUGAAAGCUCAUGGUCUUGCUCCUGAGAUCCCUGAGGAUCUCUACCACCUGAUCAAGAAAGCAGUGGCCAUCCGCAAGCACCUUGAGAGGAACAGGAAAGACAAGGACUCCAAGUUCAGGUUGAUUCUUGUCGAGAGCAGAAUCCACCGUCUUGCUCGUUACUACAAGAAGACCAAGAAGCUCCCUCCCGUCUGGAAAUACGAGUCUACCACAGCAAGCACUCUUGUGGCUUAAGGAAUCAUAGAGCUGGUCAAAGUCUUUCAUGAACAUCCAUUUCAUUUCCAUUGCAACUCAAAAGUUCUAUGACAAUAGACUUUGUAUCUGUUUUUGAUAGUUUUGAUGAUUUUGAAUUUAAUGAAAACUCUCGUUGAUGUUUGGUUUCAUUUAUCUUAACGAGCUACAAAUUGGGCCUAGAA
This is a messenger RNA of Brassica rapa (field mustard), 793 nucleotides long. Its product is annotated as 40S ribosomal protein S13-2. Gene Ontology annotation, biological process: translation. Lineage: Eukaryota; Viridiplantae; Streptophyta; Magnoliopsida; Brassicales; Brassicaceae. Gene Ontology annotation, molecular function: small ribosomal subunit rRNA binding; structural constituent of ribosome. The record is from RefSeq and is a predicted model, not a curated record. Gene Ontology annotation, cellular component: nucleolus; ribosome; cytosolic small ribosomal subunit.